Messenger RNA from Andrographis paniculata, 3086 nucleotides. RefSeq names its product extensin-2-like. The transcript has a single exon. Gene Ontology annotation, biological process: plant-type cell wall organization. The coding region runs from base 66 to 2798 and encodes 910 amino acids. Lineage: Eukaryota; Viridiplantae; Streptophyta; Magnoliopsida; Lamiales; Acanthaceae. The record is from RefSeq and is a predicted model, not a curated record. Gene Ontology annotation, molecular function: structural constituent of cell wall.
AAGCAAAAUCUACAUUCUUUUCUAUCCCUUUUUGGUUGUCGAGAUCAGCUGCGGCUCACCGGAGAAUGGGAACUCCGGGAAGGUUGCGCCAAUGGCGCCACCUUGCCUACGCAAUGGCGCUGUACUUUGUUGCCAUUGGCGCGUUUGUUCAAACUAUGGCCGAUGGGCUUUACUAUCCAGAUCAUUUCGUGAAAGAUAUACCGGAAGUUUCUAAAGAUUACAAACCAUACAAAUAUACGUCACCACCUCCACCACCUUAUGUGUAUAAGUCUCCACCGCCACCAUCACCAUCACCUCCACCACCUUAUGUAUAUAAGUCGCCACCUCCACCAUCUCCAUCUCCGCCACCUCCCUAUGUCUAUAAAUCACCACCACCACCAUCCCCAUCACCUCCACCACCUUAUGUGUACAAGUCACCGCCUCCACCAUCUCCGUCACCACCGCCUCCUUAUGUGUAUAAAUCACCUCCACCACCAUCUCCAUCACCACCGCCUCCCUACAUUUACAAGUCGCCUCCUCCACCAUCUCCAUCACCACCACCCCCAUAUAUUUACAAGUCACCACCACCACCGUCACCUUCCCCGCCACCCCCGUAUAUUUAUAAAUCUCCUCCUCCACCAUCUCCAUCACCGCCACCGCCAUAUGUAUACAAGUCUCCACCACCACCAUCACCAUCACCUCCACCACCUUAUGUGUACAAGUCACCACCUCCACCGUCGCCAUCACCUCCACCACCAUAUGUUUACAAGUCACCACCUCCACCAUCUCCAUCACCUCCACCACCUUAUAUUUAUAAGUCACCGCCUCCACCAUCUCCAUCACCGCCGCCUCCAUAUGUCUACAAGUCUCCACCGCCACCAUCACCAUCACCUCCACCACCUUAUGUAUACAAGUCACCGCCUCCACCAUCUCCAUCACCCCCGCCUCCAUAUGUCUACAAGUCUCCACCUCCACCAUCCCCAUCUCCGCCACCACCAUAUGUCUACAAGUCACCGCCUCCACCAUCUCCAUCACCGCCGCCUCCGUAUGUCUACAAGUCUCCACCGCCACCAUCACCGUCACCUCCACCACCCUAUGUGUACAAGUCACCGCCUCCACCAUCUUCAUCACCGCCGCCUCCAUAUGUUUACAAGUCUCCACCUCCACCAUCGCCAUCUCCGCCACCACCAUAUGUGUAUAAGUCACCGCCUCCACCAUCUCCGUCACCACCGCCUCCUUAUGUCUACAAGUCUCCACCGCCACCGCCACCAUCCCCAUCACCUCCACCACCUUAUGUGUACAAGUCACCGCCUCCACCAUCUCCAUCACCUCCACCACCUUAUAUUUAUAAGUCGCCACCUCCACCAUCUCCAUCGCCGCCGCCUCCAUAUGUCUACAAGUCUCCACCUCCACCAUCCCCAUCUCCGCCACCACCGUAUGUGUAUAAGUCACCUCCUCCGCCAUCUCCAUCACCGCCGCCUCCAUAUGUCUACAAGUCACCGCCUCCACCAUCUCCAUCACCACCGCCUCCAUAUGUCUACAAGUCUCCACCUCCACCAUCCCCAUCUCCGCCACCACCGUAUGUGUAUAAGUCACCGCCUCCACCAUCUCCAUCACCACCGCCUCCAUAUGUCUACAAGUCUCCACCGCCACCAUCACCAUCACCUCCACCACCUUAUGUCUACAAGUCACCGCCUCCACCGUCUCCAUCCCCGCCUCCUCCAUAUGUCUACAAGUCUCCACCUCCACCAUCCCCAUCUCCGCCACCACCGUAUGUAUAUAAGUCACCCCCUCCACCAUCUCCAUCACCACCGCCUCCAUAUGUCUACAAGUCUCCACCUCCACCAUCCCCAUCUCCGCCACCACCGUAUGUAUAUAAGUCACCGCCUCCACCAUCUCCAUCACCACCGCCUCCAUAUGUCUACAAGUCUCCACCGCCACCAUCACCAUCACCUCCGCCACCUUAUGUCUACAAGUCACCGCCUCCACCGUCUCUAUCCCCGCCUCCUCCAUAUGUCUACAAGUCUCCACCUCCACCGUCCCCAUCUCCGCCACCACCAUAUGUGUAUAAGUCACCUCCUCCGCCAUCUCCAUCACCGCCACCCCCAUAUAUUUAUAAAUCGCCUCCUCCACCAUCUCCAUCACCGCCACCCCCAUAUAUCUACAAGUCACCGCCUCCACCAUCUCCAUCACCACCGCCUCCUUAUAUUUACAAGUCACCCCCUCCACCAUCUCCAUCACCACCGCCUCCAUACAUCUACAAGUCACCACCACCACCAUCUCCAUCACCUCCCCCUCCGUAUAUUUAUAAAUCUCCCCCUCCACCUUCUCCAUCGCCGCCACCCCCAUAUGUCUACAAGUCUCCACCUCCUCCAUCACCUUCACCUCCUCCUCCAUAUGUCUAUAAAUCACCACCUCCACCAUCUCCAUCACCACCGCCUCCUUACAUCUACAAGUCUCCACCUCCACCAUCCCCAUCACCUCCACCACCUUAUAUCUAUAAAUCACCACCUCCACCAUCCCCAUCACCUCCGCCACCAUAUGUCUACAAGUCACCACCUCCACCCUCUCCAUCGCCUCCUCCACCGUAUAUCUAUAAGUCACCGCCUCCACCAUCUCCAUCGCCUCCUCCACCGUAUAUCUAUAAGUCACCGCCUCCACCAUCUCCAUCGCCUCCUCCACCGUAUAUCUAUAAGUCACCGCCUCCACCAUCUCCAUCGCCUCCUCCACCGUAUAUUUAUAAGUCACCGCCUCCACCAUCUCCAUCGCCUCCUCCACCGUAUAUCUAUAAGUCAUUGCCGCAUCCCCGUGGUUAUUAAUCAUAACACCAAUCUCAUCACCACACCAGCAUUACUAAACCCACCUUAGUUUUUGCUUGCACAAUUGGAUGAAUUAUUUUUUUUUUAUAUAUUAAGCCUAUGUUUAUAUAAAUUCGCCUAUCGUCCUUGAUGGAUCGAUAUUUAUGUGAUUGUGAUUCAAAUUACUCUCUUUAAGCUUAUUUGUAUUCCAAAAAAAAUAAGGAUUUCUUGUGAAGAUCCUAAUGUGUUCACAUUCUAAUCCAUUGAAUUGAAAAUUGUUUAUUUUUAGUUUGGAAAACAAAUAUCUAA